This is a messenger RNA of Mandrillus leucophaeus (drill), 5703 nucleotides long. RefSeq names its product leucine-rich pentatricopeptide repeat containing (gene LRPPRC). Lineage: Eukaryota; Metazoa; Chordata; Mammalia; Primates; Cercopithecidae. Gene Ontology annotation, molecular function: protein binding. The record is from RefSeq and is a predicted model, not a curated record. The transcript is spliced from 38 exons. The coding region runs from base 474 to 4865 and encodes 1463 amino acids.
UAGAAUUCAUUUAUUUCCUAAAGCGAGGCUCCGCAUACGCGCUUAAGGUGGUGACCCGCGCGUUCCUUUACGCUGUUCCCAGGCCCUAAUAAUCCAAAUCCUAUCAUGUUGAACCUGGGAGGCAAACGGCAAGGUGAAAAGUCCUCCACGGUUUCUCUGGCCCGCGUUUCUGAGAGUGAAGGGCCGUUCCUAUUGGAGAUCGCGUCAGCGCUGAAAGUUGGUUGCAACGUCUGCACUCGGGGGCGGGGAAACCGUCUCAUCCUGGGAUCUUCAUAGUCGGCUGUUCUCGAGAGUUCUCGGUGUUUUUACUAGUUGGCCUCCCGCAAGCCUCUGCGCCAACUUGGGCGGAGUUGACCCCUUGCGGCUCUACGAACAGAGGAGUGCGGGGGUGCAGCGAAUGAACACGAUGCCCAGAUCGGAGACGGAAGACGGAAAAGAAAUGCUUCGAUAAUGAAACAAGCAACAUCGUUUAUAUGAGUAUCACAUUGACUCCCCUCUUCUCAGAGAAGUGCGGAUUUCCAUCUUCCAACCUAAAACGAUCCCUGGCUCCCCCCACAUUUGGCGCGCCCUGCAGUUGGUCUCUGCCGCGCCGGGCGACCCUGAGGUCACGUGCUCCUCCUGUCCUUCUGGCGGAACGUGCUUCCCGCUGCGGGGACGUUGGAGCCAUGGCAGCCCUGCUGAGAUCCUCGUGUUGGCUGCUGCGUGCCGGGGCGGCCCCGCGCCUCCCGCUCUCCCUGCGCCUCCUCACUGGCGGCCCGGGCCGGCCGCAUGCCGCCUCCUAUCUGCCUGCCGCUCGCGCCGGGCCCGUGGCCGGAGGACUACUGAGCCCAGCCAGGCUGUAUGUCAUUGCUGCUGAAAAAAAGGAUAUUCAAGAGGAGUCCACUUUUUCUUCUAGAAGGAUUGCCAGUCACUUUGAUUGGGCUCUGAUGAGACUAGAUAAUUCUGUUCGAAGAACUGGCCGCAUUCCAAAGAUGCUUCUACAAAAAGUCUUUGAUGACACCUGCCGCUCAGGUGGCCCAGGUAGUAGUCAUGCCUUGCUCCUACUACGUAGCUGUGGUUCUCUAUUGCCUGAACUAAAGCUUGAAGAGAGAACAGAAUUUGCUCAUAGGAUAUGGGACAAACUUCAGAAAUUAGGUGCUGUGUAUGACGUGAGUCACUAUAAUGCUUUACUUAAAGUCUAUCUUCAAAAUGAAUAUAAAUUCUCACCAACUGAUUUCCUGGCAAAAAUGGAGGAAGCGAACAUUCAACCAAAUCGAGUGACAUACCAGAGAUUGAUUGCUUCUUACUGUAAUAUGGGAGAUAUUGAAGGUGCCAGCAAGAUUCUUGGAUUUAUGAAAACUAAGGAUCUCCCAGUUACAGAGGCAGUAUUCAGUGCCCUUGUGACAGGGCAUGCCAGAGCUGGUGAUAUGGAGAAUGCAGAAAACAUUCUCACAGUGAUGAGAGAGGCUGGAAUUGAGCCUGGUCCAGACACAUACCUCGCAUUAUUGAAUGCAUAUGCUGAGAAGGGCGACAUUGACCAUGUUAAGCAGACUCUGGAGAAGGUGGAGAAGUCCGAGCUUCACCUUAUGGACCGUGAUUUAUUCCAAAUUAUUUUUAGCUUCAGUAAAGCUGGGUAUCCUCAGUAUGUCUCAGAAAUUUUGGAAAAAGUUACAUGUGAAAGAAGAUAUAUUCCAGAUGCAAUGAACCUCGUUUUACUUUUAGUCACUGAAAAAUUGGAAGAUGUAGCUUUGCAAAUUUUACUAUCAUGCCCUGUAUCAAAGGAAGAUGGCAUAAGUGACUUUGGCAGUUUCUUUUUACGACACUGUGUGACUAUGAAUACGCCUGUGGAGAAGCUAACAGACUACUGUAAGAAGUUAAAGGAAAUCCAGAUGCACUCCUUUCCUCUGCAGUUCACCCUCCAUUGUGCUUUACUUGCCAAAAAAACUGAUUUGGCAAAAGUCCUAAUGAAGGCUGUGAAGGAGGAAGGUUUUCCUAUCAGAACUCACUAUUUCUGGCCGUUGCUAGUUGGACAUCAGAAGGAAAAAAAUGUUCAAGGUAUAAUUGAAGUCCUGAAAGUAAUGCAAGAAUUGGGAGUACCUCCUGAUCAGGAAACAUAUAUAGGUUACGUGAUUCCAUGCUUCAAUAGUAUAAAGUCAGCACGUGCCAUUUUGCAGGAAAAUGGAUGUCUGUCUAAUAGUGAUACGUUUUCUCAAGCUGAAUUGAGAAGCGAAGCAAUAAAUGGGAACUUAGACUUUGUAUUAUCAUUUUUGGAAUCAAAUACAUUGCCUCUCUCGCUGCAGUCUAUAAGAAGUAGCCUACUGCUAGGCUUUAGGAGGUCUAUGAAUAUAAACCUUUGGAGCAAGAUAACAGAAUUGUUGUACAAGGAUGGACGUUAUUGCCAGGAGCCUCCAGGACCAACGGAAGCUGUUGGCUAUUUUCUUUAUAACUUGAUUGACAGCAUGAGUGACUCAGAGGUACAGGCCAAGGAGGAGCGUUUGAGACAAUACUUCCAUCAGCUGAAGGAGAUGAAUGUAAAAAUUCCUGAAAAUAUCUGCAAAGGCAUUCGUAAUCUACUGGAUAGCUACCAUGUUCCUGAAUUGAUUAAGGAUGCUUAUAUGUUGGUUGACAGUGAGAAUUUAGACUCUCAAAAAACCCUGCGACUUAGGUCAUCUGAAUUGGAGUCUAGACUUGAAACAUUAAAAGCUGAAGAUCAACCUAUAAGAGAUGUCCUAAAGCAACUCAUAGUAGCGCUUUGUUCCCAAGAGAAUAUGCAAAAAGCCCUUGAAUUGAAAGCAAAAUAUGAAUCAGACAUGGUUAUCAGUGGUUAUGCAGCUUUAAUAAAUUUAUGCUGUCGACAUGAUAAUGCAGAAGAUGCCUUGAACUUGAAAGAAGAAUUCGACCGCUUAGAUUCAUCUGCUGUCCUUGACACCAGCAAGUAUGUAGGCCUUGUAAGAGUAUUGGCAAAGCAUGGCAGGCUCCAAGAUGCUAUUAACAUUCUGAAGGAGAUGAAAAAGAAGGAUGUUCCUAUCAGAGAUUCAACAGUCUUGUCCUUUUUCCACAUCCUAAAUGGCGCAGCUUUAAGAGGUGAAAUUGAAACAGUAAAACAGUUGCAUGAAGCCAUCGUGACUCUAGGGUUAGCAAAACCAUCCACCAACAUAAGUUUCCCAUUGGUCACUGUAUACCUGGAAAAGGAUGACCUGUCUACCGCUCUUGAUGUCGCCAUUGACUGCUGUGAAAAGUAUAAAAUAUUACCAAGGAUGCAUGAUAUCUUGUGUAAACUGAUAGAGAAAGGCGAGACUGAUCUAAUUCAGAAAGCAAUGGACUUUGUGAGCCAAGAACAAGGUGAAAUGGUGAUGCUCUAUGAUCUCUUCUUUGCCUUCCUACAAACAGGAAAUUACAAAGAAGCCAAGAAGAUCAUUGAGACUCCAGGGAUUAGAGCUCGAUCUACAAAGCUUCAGUGGUUUUGUGACAAAUGUAUUGCAAAUAAUCAGGUUGAAACUCUGGAAAAAUUAGUGGAGCUGACACAGAAGCUAUUUGAAUGUGAUAGAGACCAGAUGUACUACAAUCUGCUAAAACUGUAUAAAAUGAAUGGUGACUGGCAAAGAGCUGAUGCUGUCUGGAAUAAAAUCCAGGAAGAAAAUAUUAUUCCUCGUGGGAAGACAUUAAGAUUAUUAGCGGAAAUCCUUAGAGAUGGUAACCAGGAAGUUCCAUUUGAGGUACCUGAGGUAAUUUGGUAUGAAGAUGAAAAACAUUCCCUGAAUUCUUCAUUGGAUUCUUCAUCAGACUCAACUACAGAACCUGAUUUCCAGAAAGAUAUAUUGAAUGCCUGCCAAUUGAAGCAAAACAAAGAGGCAUAUGGUAUUUUCCUGAAAGCAAAACAGCAAAACGUUGUAUUUAAUGCUGAAACCUACAGUGAUCUCAUUAAAUUACUGCUGUCAAAAGAGUAUUUUACACAAGCAGUGGAAGUGAAAGCAUUCGCGGAGACCCACAUCAAGGGCUUCACACUGAACGAUGCUGCCAACAGCCUCCUCAUCAUAACGCAAGUUAGGCGGGAUUAUUUGAAAGAGGCUCUAACAACGCUGAAAACAGCAUUGGAUCAGCAGCAGACCCCUUCGGGGAUAGCAGUGACCCGCCUCAUCCAGGCAUUGGCCAUGAAGGGUGAUGUUGAAAACAUAGAAGUAGUUCAGAAGAUGGUAAAUGGACUCGAAGACUCCAUUGGACUUUCAAAAAUGGUUUUCAUCAAUAACACUGCUUUGGCACAAAUAAAGAACAAUAACAUAGAUGUCGCAAUAGAAAACAUUGAAAAUAUGCUUACUUCAGAGAAUCCAGUCAUUGAACGCCAAUACUUCGGCUUGGCAUACUUAUUCAGAAAAGUAAUAGAGGAGCAGUUGGAACCAGCAGUUGAAAAGAUAAGCAUCAUGGCAGAGAGAUUGGCCAAUCAGUUUGCAAUUUAUAAACCUGUCACUGAUUUUUUCCUUCAACUUGUGGACGCAGGCAAGGUGGACGAUGCCAGAGCUCUCCUACAGAGAUGUGGUGCAAUUGCUGAACAAACCUCGAUUUUGUUGGUGUUCUUCCUUAGGAAUUCUGGGAAACGAGGAAAGGCAUCAACUCUGAAAUCUCUGUUAGAAUUGAUUCCUGAAUUAAACGAAAAGGAAGAAGCAUAUAGUUCCCUCAUGAAAAGCUAUGCCUCAGAGAAAGAUGUCACAUCUGCUAAAGCACUGUAUGAACAUUUGACUGCAAAGAAUACAAAAUUGGAUGAUCUGUUUCUCAAGCGUUACGCAGUUUUGCUGAAGAAUGCUGGAGAGUCUGUCCCUUUCACUGAACCCCCUGAAAGCUUUGAAUUUUAUGUACAGCAGGUAAAAGAAUUGAGGGAAAAUUCUUCCUGAAAAAGCAGGCGAUACUUUGUUUUGUAUAUAUUUGUGAUUCUGUGUCUACAUGUUAUUUUGAAGUGUAUUGAAGGGAAAAAUAAAUGAAAAUUUUCUUUAUGUGUGACACAUGUUCAAAAUCUUAUUGACCAUAACUGUGCGCUUGGUUAUUGGACAUUUUUGGAGGUUUUUUCCUCUGGCAUAAAUUGAUAGCAUUUUCCUCAGUGCUGCUGCUGUGGGAAGCCAUACUUUUUCAAGAUUCUUCCCCUAAUUGGCUCUUUGGUUUCCCUGCUCUGUUUAUUUCAUUAAAAUGUUAUUCCUUUAUUUAAGACUCACUUAUUAGUCUGCUGUUUCUCUGAAAAAUUUUAGAGCUAAGUAUAGUGAUCGUGAACUUUCUAUUGCAUAAUAUUCUGCAAUAUAACAAUUCCUUACGUGUGUGAAGUCCUGCAUAACUUUCAAAUUUCAUUAAAUGUUGGCACUAGGAGUCAUCAGAUCUAGCCUUCGUCAUUUUCCAGUGAGAAGCAGAGACCCAAAGGGCCUGUCACUUGUGCUUGUUCAGGGGGCUGUCUGUCAUGCCUGGAGGCUCUUCGGCAUACUUCCCCCUCUUUCCCUUCUGCCACCGUGGCUUCCAAGCACCUCUGUUCAUAGAACGUCUCUGAAAUUAAGUCUUGGUCAUGACUUAUCCCAAAGUAGAGCGAUGUGUUUCCUCUCAUUUUAGUUUCAGGACUUUGUCAGCACAAGCUCUGCCCUAGGCUUGUUACUUUAUACUCAUAUCCUGAAAAGAUGUGGCUUCAUCUAUGAAGGGGCAAAAUACUGGUUUGUGUUUAAUUUUUUGAAAUAAAAGUUAUCCCUGUAUUGA